Molecule: messenger RNA, 366 nt
Organism: Perkinsus marinus ATCC 50983
Lineage: Eukaryota; Perkinsozoa; Perkinsida; Perkinsidae
Exons: 3
Coding region: 1-366 (121 amino acids)
Source: RefSeq, a predicted model, not a curated record
AUGAAAGCUUACAACGGCUUCAUCAACCAGACCAAGAUCGGCUGUAAGGAUGACGUUACUCUUGGAGAACAUGAUAUGCAGAAUAUCACUUUUUUGGCGUCCGGCAAUGAUGACUUACCACACAUAGAGAUCGGCAAGAAGAUACCAAUGAGGUUGGACAUAGACCCUCGAGCGGGUAGAACGUGUAGUAGCACAUACGAAGUACCAGCACCAACAACAUAUACAAAUCCAAAUAUACCCGCGAAAUUUGCUAUCGUUGUUCCCGUUAUGUGUCGCAUAAGGCAGAUCGGCAUGAGUAGUAGCAAUACCGCCGAUAAGACUAUGAAGCGAUACCAGAUUCCUGUGAACUCGACCGAAGCCCAGUGA